Molecule: messenger RNA, 1478 nt
Organism: Diospyros lotus (date-plum)
Lineage: Eukaryota; Viridiplantae; Streptophyta; Magnoliopsida; Ericales; Ebenaceae
Exons: 2
Coding region: 63-1253 (396 amino acids)
Source: RefSeq, a predicted model, not a curated record
CAUAUGUAUUAGACAACCAACAGAAGAAGAAGAAGAAGAGCAACAUCCAAAUCUGCAGAGAGAUGGAUAACAAAAGGUCAUUGAUUGUUGUUCUACUUGUAGUGCUAUUCAUCUCGACGGAAGCCAUCUUUGUUCAUGCACAAAGCAAUGGCAACGGCAAUGACCAUGGAAAUGAUAACAACGGCGAAGGCAAAGGCAGCAACGGCGACGGCAAUGUCCAUGGAAAUGAUAACAACGGCGAAGGCAAAGGCAACAACAAUGGCCAUGGAAAUGACAACAACAACAAAAAGGACAAUAAGAAUGGAAAGGACAAGGAGAAGAAGCCUUCCAAGGAUAAGGAUAUGACCCAUUAUAAAAUGCUGAAAGAAUUAACACCAUAUGGCCAGCAACAAGCUCAAUGUGAAGCCAAAGGAGCCUGCUACAACAAGGUCCUUGCAUGUCCAGCACAGUGCCCGGAGAGGAAGCCUAAGAAGAACAAGAAGCAAAAGGCAUGCAGGAUUGACUGUAGUAGCAAGUGUGAAGCCACUUGCAGAUGGAGGAAAGCAAACUGUGAUGGGUAUGGUUCUCUUUGCUAUGACCCUCGCUUUGUUGGCGGUGACGGUGUAAUGUUCUACUUCCAUGGAGCAAAAGGAGGCGACUUUGCCAUUGUAUCCGAUGACAGCCUUCACAUCAAUGCUCACUUCAUCGGAUCCCGCCCCCAGGGAAGGACUCGUGACUUCACUUGGGUUCAAGCACUCUCAGUCAUGUUUGACACACACACCCUUGUCCUCGCAGCAAGAAGAGUCUCUCACUGGGAUGACAGUGUCGAUGCUCUUCUCGUAAAGUGGGAUGGCCAUGAGGUUCAGAUCCCUGUGGAUGGGGACGCAGAGUGGAAGAUUAGCACUGAGGACAGAGACGUGGUAGUAGAGAGAACUGACGACACUAACAAUGUAAGAGUGAAAGUUUCUGGGCUGGUGGAGAUGGCUGUGAGGGUCAGACCUAUUGGGGAAGAAGAAAACCGAGUUCACAACUACCAGUUGCCCGCUGAUGAUGCUUUUGCUCACCUAGAGACACAGUUUAGAUUCUUCAACCUCUCAGAACUUGUUGAGGGGGUUUUGGGGAAGACUUACAGGCCUAGCUAUGUUAGCCCUGUGAAAAGAGGGGUCCCCAUGCCGAUGAUGGGUGGGGAAGACAAGUACAAAACUCCAUCAUUCUACUCAACCGUUUGCAAUGCUUGCAGGUUCCAGAGGCCAUCUGGGUUCUCUGCAAUUUAAGGACUCAAAAACGCAUUCGAUUUGGUACAUUUAAGUACUAUCUUUACUUAUUUCCUUCUAAAAUUUCUUAGUUGGUUCUCUGUAUUUCAAUGAAAUGUGUAAUAAGGGGUCACAAAAAGUCCCCAAAGAAUUUCAAUGUUAUUGAGUUUUCGUUUUUCAAUGAAUUGUGUAAUAAGGGGCCACAAAAAGUCCUCAAAGAAUUUUAAUGUUAUUGAGUUUUCUCCA